Molecule: messenger RNA, 3014 nt
Organism: Didymodactylos carnosus
Lineage: Eukaryota; Metazoa; Rotifera; Eurotatoria; Philodinida; Philodinidae
Source: the annotation of a GenBank genome assembly
CUAGGUAAGCAUAGAUAUAUAAUAUAUUGACCAAGUUUGAGUCAAGCGGAAAUGUAUAGAAUUCUAUAGAAUUCUAGGUUAGUACUGUACGUAGAAUUCUAUAGAAUUCUAGGUAAGCAUAGAUAUACAAUAUAUUGACCAAGUUUGAGUCAAGCGGAAAUGUAUAGAAUUCUAUAGAAUUCUAUCAGUGACUGGGAGUGGGGGCGGGGGUGGUCUGCCGUGCAUGAAAGUGAGUCACUAAUCAACUAUAUUCGUACUAACGUAGAAUUCUAUAGAAUUCUAUACAUUUCCGCUUGACUCAGACUUGGUCAAUAUAAUAUAUAUCUAUGCUUACCUAGAAUUCUAUAGAAUUCUAUACAUUUCCGCUUGACUCUGACUUGGUCAAUAUAAUAUAUAUCUAUGCUUACCUAGAAUUCUAUAGAAUUCUAUACAUUUCCGCUUGACUCUGACUUGGUCAAUAUAUUAUAUAUCUAUGCUUACCUAGAAUUCUACGUACAGUACUAACCUGGAAUUCUAUAGAAUUCUACGUACAGUACUAAGCUAGAAUUCUAUAGAAUUCUAUACAUUUCCGCUUGACUGAAACUUGGUCAAUAUAUUGUAUAUCUAUGCUUACCUAGAAUUCUAUAGAAUUCUACGUACAGUGCUAACCUAGAAUUCUAUAGAAUUCUAUACAUUUCCGCUUGACUCUGACUUGGUCAAUAUAUUAUAUAUCUAUGCUUACCUAGAAUUCUACGUACAGUACUAACCUAGAAUUCUAUAGAAUUCUAUACAUUUCCGCUUGACUGAAACUUGGUCAAUAUAUUAUGUAUCUAUGCUAACCUAGAAUUCUAUAGAAUAGCUGAAUUGCAGGAACUCUGACAUCCCUCUAAUUACUGGCACUGAUUGACUAAGUUAAUGAUUUCUAAAAUUUGUUCCAAACCUUCAGUUUUACGUCGUACUGUUUGCUCUUCAAUUACUAGAACUAUUUUUAACAACUCAGACAACGAGAUUUUUUCACACAUUUUCCGAUAUUGAGCUAGAUACACAUUAUUAAAUUUCAUUAAACAAAAACUUCGGUGUGAACGAGCUGAUUAGAUUCAAAAAAUGUUUCUCUUGUGUUCGUUCGUUAACACUGUCUGUCCAACAUGGCUAUUUUGUUGGAAACUUUUUUAUCAGUAACAGCACAGACUGUAAAUAAAAGAGAGAAAAUUAGUCAUAUAAAUCAAAUAAAGAACGUGGUAUUGUGAAAUUACUAUUUACAGUGAUACUUUUUUCAGAUAUAAUGGAAUAGGAGAAAAAGUUGUAUUGAAUCAUUUCUCAUAGCAGUAUUGACAAUGUCUGAAGUAUGUGCUAAAGAUAUUGAAAAAAUUGUUUCAGCGAGUCUAAAACGUCUACUACCACGUGAUGAGACUAAUUUUAAAUGUAAGACACUAAAGCGUUCAGGUGAUUACCGUUUAUUAGGCUCAGAUGAUAGUUGGUAUGAGCGAAAUUUUUUUACGUCAAAUGAAGCACAAUCUAUUCUCGAAGAAUUAGAUGAACAGGUUCAAUUUUUACCACGUGACCCAAAUUCUAAUUUAAGUCACCAGCUCCAACAACAACCAUUAGUAACGUCCCGAAUCCCAGAGACGUCUCCCACUUCAGCGCUGAUGAAUCAGCGUUCGACUAGCGCAAGUGACUCACCGUUAGUGAUUCACCAACAAAAUUCGACAUUUGCCAAUAACCAGUCGAACUUGGGUAUACAACAGUCACAAACACAAUCUUGUGUACUGCCACAAUUAUCGACAGGGAUCGAGGAGGGGUCCCAAAAUGUCAUAGAUGGUGGAUAUAUCACGAUUGGGGCAAAGCGAAAAAGUGGCAAGCAAGGUAACGCUACAACCACGAUUGAUAGCGAUGAAGUAUCAACAGAAGCUCGUCGUUUUGCCGAAACACGCUAUCCAUUCCCUCCUUUUUUGGUCAAAUUCAAGGAGGAUAUUAAAGAAAGUAAUGUGAUUAAUGAAUCGAAACAAUAUAUGGAAGUCAAUUAUAAUGUCCAACUGGAAUUCGAAGGUUACAAAUUAAAAGGUAAACAAGAAUUACUAUUAUUCGUUAAAAACCGCGAAUCUUUCGUUAUCCUCUUUGGAUCGACGAACUGGCCAUCGACAUUAUGUUCUCUUGAUUUCCAGUUAGUGGUGCCUCGUCGUUUACCACCUCAAUUUUCUAUUAUGCUCCGUAACGUUGCUCCUGACAUGGAUACGAGUCAGCUAUUAAUGGAAUUGCAACAAGUUUAUCCGGAUAUAAUCAAUGCAUCUCGCAUAUUCAACAAAGACAGUGGACAAACAACGCUUGUUAGAUUGGAUAUUCAAAGUGUUAAAAUCAUAGAUGAAUUACUAAGAAGAAAAUUUGUAUAUUUGUAUCAUUCACGUCAUCCAGUGAGUGAGUAUCUAGUCCCUGCUAAAGUGUUAGUGUAUUCAAAAUGUUUUCAACUUGGACACUUCCGUAGCAAUUGUCCUCAACAGCGGAAUAGAUGUAAAAUAUGUGGUUUGGAAAUAGACGAUCUCAAGAAACAUCGGGAAGAAGAUUGUGAUAACCUAUCAAAAUGUGUAAGAUGUAAUGACAGUCACGAUUCGAAUGACAACAGAUGUCCAACGAUUAGAUCUUACCGUUCCAUAUUAACAAAACAAUUAUUAAGAACAACCGAAACGAAGCAGGUCAAGGACAAGGAUAAAGGAACCGCCUUUCAACAUAAUAAUAAUGAUUUUUCCCCAAUGGAUGCGAUGGUGAACAUCAAUCGUUACAAUAGAAACGGAUGGGUGGAUGGGAAUAAUGAUGAACGGUUAUCCAGAUUAGAAAAAAAUGUGGGUGAGAGGGGCGAAGAGAUUAACAGGCUAUUAAAGGUUGCAGAACAACAUGAUGAACAACUACGUCAAAUGCAGCAUGUAAUCCAGCAUCAAGAAAUCCGGCUAGAACAAUAUGCUCAAAAUUUAACGCUACUUAACGUGGAUAUUAAAUUUUAUAACGAAUUUUUAGGUCAGUUUAUUACCCCAGUCUGCCAAGCG